Otolemur garnettii (small-eared galago) is the source of this 1070-nucleotide messenger RNA. It is a transcript of the gene MC2R, whose product is annotated as melanocortin 2 receptor. Gene Ontology annotation, cellular component: membrane. The record is from RefSeq and is a predicted model, not a curated record. The transcript is spliced from 2 exons. The coding region runs from base 177 to 1070 and encodes 297 amino acids. Gene Ontology annotation, molecular function: corticotropin receptor activity. Lineage: Eukaryota; Metazoa; Chordata; Mammalia; Primates; Galagidae. Gene Ontology annotation, biological process: G protein-coupled receptor signaling pathway.
AUUUGUUCUCAGUCAUUUUAACCAGAAAGUUCCUGCUUCAGAGCUAAGGUAACUGAGUGAUUUUAGCUUAGAUCUUCAGCAAGUGUGGCAAAAAAGGAAAGAUCCUGAACAAUCAGUCACAUUUUCUGUGAAGUCAACUCCAAGUAACGUUCCUGUCUUAACCACAAACCAGAGAAAUGAAGCACAUUAUCAAUCCAUACGAAAACAUCAACAACACAGCAAGAAAUAAUUCAGACUGUCCUCCUGUAGUUUUGCCUGAAGAGAUAUUUUUCACAAUAUCCAUUGUUGGUGUUUUAGAAAAUCUGAUUGUCCUUCUGGCUGUGUUCAAGAAUAAGAAUUUGCAGUCACCCAUGUACUUUUUCAUUUGCAGUUUAGCCAUUUCUGAUAUGUUGGGCAGCCUGUAUAAGAUCUUGGAAAAUAUCCUGAUCAUGUUCAGAAACUUGGGUUAUCUCAAGCCUCGUGGCAAAUUUGUAACCACAGCUGAUGACAUCAUUGACUGCUUGUUCAUCCUCUCUCUGCUUGGCUCCAUCUUCAGUUUGUCUGUGAUUGCUGCUGACCGCUAUAUCACCAUCUUCCAUGCUCUGCAGUACCAUAGCAUCGUGACCAUGCGCCGCAGCGUCAUCAUCCUGACGGUCAUCUGGACCUUCUGCACGGGAAGCGGCAUCACCAUGGUGAUCUUCUCCCAUCACGUCCCCACAGUGAUCACCUUCACAUCGCUGUUCCCUCUGAUGCUGGUCUUUACCCUGUGCCUCUACAUGCAUAUGUUCCUGCUUGCCCGAUCCCAUGCCAGGAAGAUUCCCACCCUCCCAAGAGCCAACAUGAAAGGGGCCAUCACGCUGACCAUCCUGCUUGGGGUCUUCAUCUUCUGUUGGGCCCCCUUUGUCCUUCACAUCCUCUUAAUGACAUUCUGCCCAAAAAACCCCUACUGUGCUUGCUACAUGUCUCUCUUCCAGGUGAAUGGCAUGUUGAUCAUGUGUAAUGCAGUCAUUGACCCCUUUAUAUAUGCCUUCCGGAGCCCAGAGCUCAGGGACGCAUUCAAGAAGAUGUUCUUCUGCAAUAGGUACCAGUAG